Molecule: messenger RNA, 1332 nt
Organism: Malassezia japonica
Lineage: Eukaryota; Fungi; Basidiomycota; Malasseziomycetes; Malasseziales; Malasseziaceae
Exons: 2
Coding region: 1-1332 (443 amino acids)
Molecular function (GO): lipase activity
Source: RefSeq, a predicted model, not a curated record
AUGAUCAGCUUAACCGCGGUGCUGGUGCCGUUGUUCGCUGUCGCUCUCCUUCCUUUCCUGUUUGUAUUGGUAGUAUACAGCGUGGCCUGGACGGCCUAUCUCCUCGUGGCCCAGCAAGACCCACCGCCGUACGCACUGCUGGGCUCUGCUGCUCUUGCGCGGCUGAUUCCCUUUCUGCCCCUUGCUCCGCUGCGGUGUGUCAAGGUGGUCAAAGCAUCGGCACAGUACGUUUGGGCCUGCCUCUGGAAUAUUCGCAUUGCGCACGACUGGUUCCUGCGAUAUGUAUACUACACCCGCGCCAAGGAGCGGGGUGAGCCUAUUUUUGAUACCAUUCCCUAUGGAAUCCCAUUCUCUCGGCAAGUCCUCGAUGUAUACCCUGCACCGCGCACGGCAGGCCCCGAGCCACGCUCCACACUCGCCGCGCCCGAAGUGACGGGCCUGGGCAUCCAGCGCGGCGUGCCUGUGUUGGUGAUUGUGCCUGCUCCGAUCCUUCCCAGCAGCAUCCUGGGACAUCGCAAAACCUAUCUUCAGCUUGCACUGAGCAUGCGCAAGCUGGGCUACUGUGUCGUGGUCCCCGACAUUACGUAUUACCCCGCAUCGCGCAUCCGGCAGUCGGUAAUCGACCUGCGCCUGGCGCUCAGCUGGGUCGGCGCGCAUAUUAGCAGCUAUGGCGGCAACCCCGCCAGCAUCUAUGUGAUGGGCUUUGGCCUAUCCGCGCACCUCGUGAGCCUGACGCUGAUCCAAGAGGCGACCGUGCUCAGUCACACGCUCGUGGUGAAUGCCAUUGCGCAUGGCGAGGAGAGUAGCGCCGGCGCUUCACCGCACGGUGCUCUCCAGGCCGAGAAGCGCGAGCAGGUCGCCAUGCGUCUGAAGAAUCUCGAGAUAUACGUUCCCCAAGUCCGCCUUCCACAUCUCGCCGGAGUCGUGCUCCUGGCCGGCGUGAGCGAUGUGGUGAAAGAGUAUCGCCACGAAAUGGAGCAGGGUACCGAGCAUCUAAGCUACCUACGCCGCUCGAGUGGCCCUUCGCAUGGACAAUGCCUCUUGCAUUCCCCCGCACACCUGCUUGUGGAAUCGCGGGGGAUCGUCGACCCCUCGUUCCUCCCCCCCAAGUUCCUCCUGAUCCACGGCGGAAAGGACCAGGUGGUGCCCAUCAGCCAUUCUACACUCUUAAACACGCUUCUUUCCGAGGCCGGCGUCAAGCAGGUCGAGAUGCGCGCAUAUCGCGAACUCGGCCACCUCGAAACGCUGACAAGCCUCCUGACGAUCCCCUGCCAGAAAGACUCGGCCUACGCACCCCAACUCCUCGCGGACGUGCGGGAGUUUAUUUCCUAG